Messenger RNA from Ctenopharyngodon idella (grass carp), 2799 nucleotides. It is a transcript of the gene med15, whose product is annotated as mediator complex subunit 15. Bases 96 to 2615 code for a protein of 839 amino acids. The record is from RefSeq and is a predicted model, not a curated record. Gene Ontology annotation, molecular function: transcription coregulator activity. Lineage: Eukaryota; Metazoa; Chordata; Actinopteri; Cypriniformes; Xenocyprididae. Gene Ontology annotation, biological process: regulation of DNA-templated transcription. The transcript has 18 exons.
CCUUGAAAAGAUCCGAUUCACUGGAAUGAUUCAUUUACGGAGCGGACAUCGCUAACUGGAAGCAGCUUGUUCAACGUUGUUCAGCAAUAACAGUUAUGGAGGUCCCAGGUCCUGAUAGUGAUUGGAGGAGUCCAGCCUUUCGACAGAAAGUAGUGGCGCAAAUAGAUGAAGCCAUGAGAAAAGCAGGAACUGCUCAUACAAAGUCCAGUACUGACAUGGAGAGCCAUGUUUUUAUCAAAGCAAAGACCAGAGAGGAGUAUUUAUCUCUGGUUGCGAGGCUGAUAAUUCAUUUUAGAGACAUUCAUAAGAAGUCUCAAGGUGGGCCUGACCCCAUGAAUGCCCUGCAGAAUUUACCAGGAGUGGCUGGAGGUGGUCCUGGAGUUAUUGGCAUUGGACCACGCCCCCCUGGCGCACCAAUGGGUGGUAUGGGGCAAAUGCAAAUGGGUCAACAUACCAUGCAGGGAGGCCAGCAGGCUGCAGCGACUGCCGGGCAGAUGCAGAUGAUACAGCAGCCGCAACAGCAGCAGUCCAUGCAGUUCCAGAUGCAGCAGCAGGCUGCCAUGCAGCCUCAGCCGCAGAAUGCCAUGCAGCAGCAGAUCCAACAGAUGAGGCUUCAACAACUUCAACAGCAGCACCAUCAGAAUCAACAAAUGCAGCAUCAGAAUCAGCAACAGCAGCAAGCCCAGACUCAGCAGCAACAACAGAACCAGUUGCACCAAACCAGAAUGCAGCAACUGCAGCAACUGCAACAGCAGCACCAACAACAGCAGCACCAACAACAACAGCACCAACAACAACAGCACCCACAACAACAACACCAACAACAACAGCACCCACAACAGCAACACCAACAACAACAGCACCCACAACAACACCAACAACAGCAGCAGCAGCAGCAGCAACUGGCUCAUGCACAGGCUCAUGCACAGGCUCAGGCCCAGGCCCAAGCCCAGGCUCAAGCUCAGGCCCAAGCUCAAGCUCAAGCACAGGCCCAGGCCCAAGCUCAGGCUCAGGCUCAGGCUCAGGCUCAAGCUCAAGCUCAAGCUCAAGCACAGGCCCAAGCCCAUGCCCAGAGUAUCCAGCAAAUUCAGCAGCUUCAAGCCCAGGUUCAGGCUCAGGUCCAAGCUCAAGGUCAAGCCCAGGUACAGGCUCAGGGAGUGGCAGGUCAGAUGCCCCCUCACUCGCAGCAGCCCCAGUCAUUACCACAAAUGGCUCCAGGACAGCAUCAACAAAGCUCACUCAGCCAACAGCAGCAGCAACAUCUGAAGCUCCAGCAGGUAAUGCAGCAGGCGAGAGUUUUGCAGCAGCAGCAGCAGCAGCAACAACAACAACAACAACAGCAGCAGCAGCAACAACAGCAGCAGCAGCAGCAGCAGGUUCAACAAGUCCAGCAGGGGGCCCAGCUCACAGCAGUCCCUAGCCAGAUGAUGCCCCGUCCUGGGAUGCAAAUUCCACCUCGGUUGCCCCGCGCCACCCCGAACUCUGCCAUUCCUCAAAACCCCGCUGCCAUUGGAGGACAGCAAAUGCCACAGGGUCAGCAAAUGAUGUCAUCACCCUCCCCAGUUCAGGUGCAGACGCCCCAGUCGAUGCCACCUCCCCCGCAGCCUCAGCCAUCCCCCCAGCCUCCUUCCUCUCAGCCCAACUCUGUCAGCUCUGGUCCGACCCCAUCUCCAGGAGGUUUCCAACCCAGUCCCUCUCCCCAGCCAUCCCAGAGUCCUGCCUCUUCACGUACCCCCCAGAGUUACCCCCUCCAGGUACCUUCACCUGGACCCCUAAAUACACCAGGCAAUCCAAACUCUGUGAUGAGUCCAGCAGGGGCUUCACAGUCUGAGGACCAGCUUUACAUGGAUAAACUGAAGCAGCUGUCAAAGUAUAUUGAGCCGCUGCGCAGGAUGAUUAACAAAAUAGACAAAAAUGAAGACAGGAAGAAGGAUUUGAGCAAAAUGAAAAGUUUGCUUAACAUUUUGACUGACCCCAACACAAGGUGUCCUCUUAAAACACUACAGAAGUGUGAAAUAGCAUUGGAGAAACUAAAGAAUGACAUGGCAGUGCCGACUCCUCCCCCUCCCCCAGUGCCCUGUACCAAAAAGCAGUACCUGUGCCAGCCACUGCUGGAUGCUGUCUUGGCCAACAUCCGCUCCCCGGUUUUCAACCAUUCACUUUACCGCACGUUUGCUCCUGCUAUGACAGCAAUUCAUGGACCCCCAAUCACGGGCCCCUCAAUUCCUUCCCGUAAGCGGAAGCUUGAGGAUGACGAGCGCCAGACCAUCCCUAACAUACUUCAAGGGGAGGUGGCUCGGCUUAAUUCCAAAUUCCUGGUCAAUCUGGACCCGUCCUUUUGCAGCAACAAUGGAACGGUGCAUCUCAUAUGUAAACUAGAUGAUAAAAAUCUUCCCAGUGUUCCCCCUCUUCAAUUGAGCAUUCCAGCUGACUACCCCGAUCAGAGCCCCCACUGGGAAGAUGACGGUCAGCAGUAUGAGGCCAACCCCUUCUUGCAGAAUGUGCAUAAGAACAUGACCUCUAAACUCCUUCAGCUUCCUGACAAGCACUCUGUGACGGCGCUGCUGAACACCUGGGCUCAAAGCGUGAGACAGGCUUGCCUUUCAGCUGCUUAGUUAUUUUCCCAUCUGCACUAGCAGCCCAGUAUAAUCCUUGCACCUCUGUGGAAUGAUGGCAAUAUAUUAAUACUUUCUUUGUCUUUUUUUAUUUACAUGAAUAAUCAUCUGUUUUCUUUAUUUCAGUACACUAAAGCCUUAACUGUUUGUGCAUUGCUCGAUCAAUAAAGUCAUUUAAAAUGCA